This is a messenger RNA of Nycticebus coucang (slow loris), 859 nucleotides long. It is a transcript of the gene HCRT, whose product is annotated as hypocretin neuropeptide precursor. The record is from RefSeq and is a predicted model, not a curated record. Gene Ontology annotation, biological process: neuropeptide signaling pathway; feeding behavior. The transcript has 2 exons. Bases 376 to 768 code for a protein of 130 amino acids. Lineage: Eukaryota; Metazoa; Chordata; Mammalia; Primates; Lorisidae.
CUCUUUUGUGCUGUCAGAUUCCUGGGUGCAAGGUGGCCUCAUUAGUGCCCAGAGACCAACCCAUCUCCAGGGAGCAGGCAGACAGACAAGGGGGGGACCAGGGGCAUAGUGAUCCAACCUCAGCUUCUGAAUGUCUCAGCGGCCAUUCCUUGGGCCCAACCUGGAGACGGCCCCCCUGCAGACGGCUAAUCUUAGACUUGCCUUUGUCUGGCCCUGGAGUGAAGGCAAGGGCCUGUCUCUUCCCCACCACCUCAGACCACUAUAAACCCCAACCUCCUGGUAGCAGGGCACAGUAGACUGCCUCGAGAUUCCUGGCCAUCUGGACGACUGCAGACACCUCCUUUCCUGGCUGCCCCACCCUGCACUCCAGAAACCAUGAAGCUUCCUUCCACAAAGGUCUCCUGGGCCGCCGUGACGCUACUGCUGCUGCUGCUCCUGCCGCCCGCGCUGCUGUCUCCCGGAGCGGCCGCGCAGCCCCUGCCCGACUGCUGUCGUCAGAAGACGUGCUCUUGCCGCCUCUACGAGCUGCUGCACGGCGCUGGCAAUCACGCGGCUGGCAUCCUCACCCUGGGCAAGCGGCGGCCGGGACCCCCGGGCCUCCAGGGUCGGCUGCAGCGCCUCCUGCAGGCCAGUGGCAACCACGCCGCUGGCAUCCUGACCAUGGGCCGCCGCGCAGGCGCAGAUCCAGCGCCGCGCCUCUGUCCCGGGCGCGGCUGUCCCGCCGCGGCUGUCACCUCCGUCGCUCCUGGGGGACUGUCUGGGGUCUGAGCCAUUCUUCAGGCCCCCUCCUGGUUCUGCUCUCUUCCCUAUGCCCACCCGGCAUCGGCCCCCAGAAAAACAGCAAUAAAGGCGAGUCUCC